This is a messenger RNA of Magnolia sinica, 3320 nucleotides long. Its product is annotated as ubiquitin C-terminal hydrolase 12-like. Lineage: Eukaryota; Viridiplantae; Streptophyta; Magnoliopsida; Magnoliales; Magnoliaceae. The transcript has 4 exons. The coding region runs from base 2246 to 2665 and encodes 139 amino acids. The record is from RefSeq and is a predicted model, not a curated record.
AAAAAAUUUUUAAUCAAGAUUUAUGUGUUUGCGCAAAAUCUGAGCAUGCGAUGUUUUGUCAUUUGACUGAUUGGUUUCAUUAUACGGUUUGCCCCAAUCUGACCCAACAAAAUUAAAUCUAAUACAGUAGGUAUUGUAUAAGAUUCUAGUCAGAUUGUAAAGAUUCGAACAGUUGACCAUGACGAGGAAGGCAAGGAUUUGAGAGCACCUGUUGCUCUCUGAUUCCAUCUGAUAAUAGACCAUCUUGAAAAUUAAUGUAUUUUCAGAGGUUCAUUUGGCUCCUAGAAAGUAGCCUUAAUGGAAAUGGAAUCCAUUAGCAAGGGCUGCUGCACAUGUUUGGUUCCUAGGAAAUGCUUGAAAAUGGAUCCUAUUUCAUGUUUUGGGGCCAUUUUCCUUCAUAAAAGUUGGGGAGCAAAUUUUUGGAGAUAUCAUUGGUCAUAUUCUUGAAAUGUUUAUGUAGCUAGCCUUGAAAUCUCAUCAAUGAUGCUAGAUAGUCGCGGUUGAUUUUCACUGUUUUUAGCUCAGCCACCAACUCGAAAUGAGAUAUGAAAAUGCUGAAUAAAAAGACAAGAUUUUUGAGCUCUGAAAAUGUAGAAUGAAAUUGGAAAGUAAAACUACAACACAGAAGGAAAAAAAAUUUAAAAAAAAAAGAAGAAGAAAGAAAAAAGAAAAAAAAGAAAAGAUAAUGAAAAAGGAACAACUGUAGGGAGGAAAAGGGGGCAUUAGCUUUGAAAAUUCAGAUUAACUCCAGUAAAGAAAAACAGUUUCCAAGAUCUGAAAAUGUGGAAAUUCCACCAAAGAAAAAAGAAAAAAGAAAAAAAAAACCAAAGAGAAUGGAAUUGGGAGAAAGAAAAGAACUUCGAAGGCUUGAGUUUGGAUCUAGCCUAUUUUUUUGUCCUCAUCCUAACACUAACUGGUGCAAAUGAUGGGCCGAGUAGAUGUCACGUACACAGCACAGUAGGCUCCACAAAGCUUUUUACUGCAUGGGAACGAUACAAGUAGUAUGAAAUUUGCAUCCCAAUUUGCUCCUUGUGCAAGAGAACACAAUCAUAGGCAUACAUCUACUUGUAUGUAUUAUUUAUUUUAUAUUUGAUCAUCCACACUGCUAAUGGCCCAUUUACAUUUGUGGAGCUGUAUCACUUAAAGUUUUAAGCUUUGAAUUCUUGAAGUUUUAAGCUUAAUGCUGAGAAGUUUAUGGGAGUAAGACACCAUCUGUUUAUUGCAGAUGUUUACCUGGCCCUGUUGAUCUAAUAAUUUCAUUCUUCGCGUCCAUCACCCAAUCAAUCCAAAGUGCAAACCCAUGGCAUAUUCCAGGUCGAGUGAACUCUACCUGCAGUACAAAAAAGUUUAAAAUGCAAUGUGGAACUAAAGAGCAGAACAUAGAGGUAGCCAUUCCAUGUACACUCAGGGACAACAGUUUCUGUCAAGAAAUGAGAAAGAUGGUCUGCUCUAUUAUGGCGCAAUUUAACUGGUAUUGGAAAUGUGGGCAACCUUGGAUUACAUGCAUCCCAAAAAUCAUUCUGAUUUUCUUUUGAAAGACCGAUUUGACCCCAUUUUCUGAAAGAUUGAUCUAACAAUCUAACUGUUUGAUCAAUGGGUUUUUCAUUAUUGAAAGUGAAUGCAAACUGUAUCACUUAAAGUGCCCAUUAGAAGGUUCUUGAUUGGAUGGUAUAUGAUGAUCGACAUUGAUUUAUCAUUUGUAGAGACACUUAGCAAAAAAGGGAAAGACUAUGACUUACAGUAGUAUCGGGGUAAAUUUUCACACCAAUUGAAUAGUUCUUUUAUUAUGUUUUGAGAUUAUUGUGUUCUUAAUUAGAUGUGGUAUACAAAUGAUGCAAUGUAUUGUGUUAAAUAGUAAAUUUUAUUUGUAGGGCGUGAUCGAAGUUCUUCUCAUGAUCUGUCAUUUCUAAAGAUUUGUUGUUUGGAAAAUUUGACUCUUUUAUUCGUUGGAAAUUAGUCAUCAUCUUGGCCUGUGGUAAAGUCCACAUUAAUGUGAAAAAAUGGACAUUGUUACUUGCUAAUGGUGGUAACAUUCUUUCUUUCUUUUUCCUUUUUCCUUUUUUCCUUUUUGUCAAGCUGAGAACUGUGAGAUGAAGUCCUCAAGUAGAAGAGCCAAAAGCAUAGAUAAAAAGGUGUGAAGUUGAACGAGCCAUUAUCUAAGGUUUUGGUUCUUGGCGACUUGGAACAAAAUAUUAGCCAAUACAUAUCAUAUUCUUUAAAAAAACCAAUAUGGUUGAUUUGGCCAAUGAAAAGGAUCCUGUUGUUAUUUGAUAGAUGUUUUACUUUCCUUCAGGGACAAGGCUUCAUGGUUGGGGUCCAAAUGAAUCCAAUCUUAGGCAUACCUUCUGGAUAUCCAGAAUUGUUGCAAUUUGUUCUAGAUCAUGUUGAAGAUAAGAGGGUGGAAUAUUUGCUUGAGACUUCCGAUAUCCUGAAUUAUGAAGUGUUGGACAUACCUUUGCUAGAAUUGCAAGGCUUGAAAACUCUGAAAGUUGCUUUGCAUCACUCCACUAAAGAUGAGGUGGUUAUUCACACUAUUAGAUUGCCCAAACGGAGUACUAUAGGGGAUGUAAUCAACGACUUGAAAACCAAGGUUAAUUUCUGCAACUGUUUAUGCACUUCUAUUCGAUGUGGUCCUCGUCUUCUUCAAGGUUUCCUUAAUGCAUGAGCCUAUUAUCCCACUCUUUCUUAAAAGAGGACAACUGCUUUUCUAAGCUAGUAGUUUAUUGAAACCCAGUUGAUAUGCAAUUGAGAUGCUUCUCAUGUAUUGACUGAUAGAAUGCUGCUAUUUUGGUGCCCUUGGAAGAAAAUCAACUGACUCUCUCCUGCAUUCUGCAAUAGGUUGAGCUGUUUCAUCCCAAUGCCGAGCUUCGACUGCUUCAGGCUUUCUGUCACAAGAUAUACAAGGUAUGUAUGUCUUUUGGAAAUUGCUAGGCAGUGGUUAAAGUUAAUUGCCAUCCUCUUGUGAACUGAUUUUGCCAAUGACCAGAAGUACUUUGCUUUGGAUCGGGAUUUUCCCAUGUCUAGUUAGACAUACCCCCCUUCAAAACAGCUGCUCCAUGGAAACUCAUAUCUGCCUUUUGUUGUGACUCUGCCGAGUCUUGGCAGUUUUUCUUUCAGAAGGAAAGUGUUGAGUCAACUGGGAGAAUGUUAGUUUAUAUCAAUGGAGUUGUCUUUGAGUUCCUAGAUCUUAGAAAGAACCAUGGAAAUGUAUUGCUCAUAGCCUAUUAAGAUCUUAUGUGAUUGGAAUAGUUCUGUAGGGCAUUUUUUAAAUAAAAACUUUUUUUUUUUUGGUUAUGUAAUCCAUUUACUUUGAUGGACAU